CCACGCGGGCUCUACCUGACCGUGCAGCAGGCCCUGCAGGAAAAGGGGUGCAAGAGCAAGAGUCAGGGGACGAAAGAAGAGAAGCUCCUGAAGAGGCUCCGGCUCCCAGGCGGGACCGGGAGGCCCAGGAAGCUGGUGACACCAUGAAUGCAGAGAAAACAGGUGGGAUGCUCUUUGGCAUCAGGAGGUGCUUGACCCUGUCGGGGCCACCAGGUGCGGCCCCAUAGUGCAUAGGAUGGUCAAAACCAUUUCCCAGCUUCAGGAGGAGAAAGCCCAGCUUCAAGAGGAGCUGGCAAUCCUACAGGAGUGGCUGGCCCUCCGCGACAGUGACCAGCCAGCCACAUCCACCCAGCUGCAGAACCAGGUGGAAAGCCUGAAGGAGAAGCUCAUCAGCCAGGCCCAGGAAGUGAGACGUCUCCGAUCAGAGCUGGGGGGCACUGACUUGGAGAAGCACCGGGACCUGCUGAUGGUGGAGAAUGAGCAGCUGAGGCAGAAGAUGCAGCGCUGCAAGGCUGAGCUACAGGAGCUGCGGGCGACACCAGUGGCCCCUUGCCCCGGCUGUGAGCACAGCCAGGAGAGUGCCCAGCUCCACGACAAGCUGUCCCAGCUGCAGCUGGAGGUGGCAGAGAACAAAGGCAUGCUGUCAGAGCUGAACCUGGAGGUGCAGCAGAAGACUGACCGGCUGGCAGAGGUGGAGCUGUGGCUCAAGGACUGCCUGGCUGAGAAGGCGCAGGAGGAGGCGCGGCUCAGCCGGCACCUGCGCGACAGCCAUGGGACUAUUGCCAGCCUAAGGGCCCAGUCCCCACCUGUCAAGUAUGUCAUCAAGACGGUGGAGGUGGAGUCACCCAAGAUGAAGCAGGCCUUCAGUGAGUCCCAGACCUGGAACCAGCACCUGCAGGAGCAGGCGGCCAUGCUGAGGCAGGUGCUGAAGGAGAUGGAGCAGCAGCUGCAGAGCUCACAUCAGCUGACCAUGCAGCUUCGGGCACAGAUUGCCAUGUAUGAGUCAGAGCUGGAGCAGGCACACAGACAGAUGCUGGAAGAGAUGCAGUCGCUGGAGGAGGAUAAGAACUGAGCCAUCGAGGAGGCCCUUGCCAGAGCCCAGGUGGAGAUGAAGGCCGUGCAUGAGAAGCUGGCAGGUGGCUGGGCCAACCUGCUGAUGCUGCAGCCAGCACUGCGGACCCUCACUCACGACUACAAUGGGCUCAAGUGGCAGGUGCGCAGCUUCCCGUUGCUUUUGCAGGAGGCCCUCAGGAGUGUCAAGGCGGAGCUAGGCCAGGCCAUUGAGGAGGUCAACAGCAAUAACCAGGAGCUGCUGCUCAAGUACCACCGGGAGCUGCAGCUGCUCAAGAAGUGCCACAAUGAGCUCGUGCAGCUGAAAGGGAACAUCCGAGUGAUUGCUCGUGUCCAGACAGUCACCAAAGAAGACGGGGAAGGACCCGAGGCAACCAAUGCUGUGACCUUUGAUCCCAAUGACGACUCCAUCAUCCAUCUGCUGCAUAAGGGCAAGCCUGUGUCCUUCGAGUUGGACAAGGUCUUCUCCCCACGGGCAUCACAGCAGGAUGUGUUCCAGGAGGUACAAGCCCUGAUCACCUCCUGCACUGAUGGCUUCAAUGUCUGCAUCUUUGCCUACGGACAGACAGGUGCUGGCAAGACAUACGCGAUGGAGGGGACCCCUGAGAACCCUGGCAUCAACCAGCGGGCCCUGCAGCUGCUCUUCUCGGAGGUGCAGGAGAAGGCAUCCGCCUGGGAAUACAUCAUCACUGUCAGAGCCGCGGAGAUCUACAAGGCCCUCAGGGACCUGCUGGGGAAAGAGCCACAGGAGAAACUAGAGAUCUGGCUGUGCCCAGAUGGGAGCAGGCAGCUGUACGUGCCAGGGCUGACAGAGCUCCAGGUGCAGAGUGUGAAUGAUAUCAACAAGGUGUUUGAGUUCGGCCAUACCAACCAAACCAUGGAGUUCACCAAUCUGAAUGAGCACAGCUCCCGUUCGCACGCACAGCUCAUUGUGACCAUGCAUGGUCUGGACUGCAGCACAGGCCUGCGCACCAUGGGAAAGCUGAACCUGGUGGACUUGGCAGUUUCGGAGCAUGUGGGCAAGUCUGGGGCUGAGGGCAGCCGCCUGCAAGAGGCUCAACACAUCAACAAGUCACUGUCGGCCCUGGGGGAUGUUAUUGCUGCCCUGUGCUCCCGCCAGGGCCAUGUGCCCUUCCGCAACUCCAAGCUCACCUACCUGCUGCAGGACUCACUCAAGACCCUCGCGGUGAUGCAGGUGUCCCCCGUGGAGAAGAACACCAGCGAGAUGCUUUAUUCCCUCAAUUUUGGAGAGCUGGGCCCUGGGCCACGCCGGGCAGAGCUGGGGUCCUGGUCAAGCCAGGAGCAUCUAGAGUGGGAGCCAGCUUGCCAGACGCCACAGCCUUCAGCACGAGCCCAUUCGGCCCCCAGCUCUGGGCCCACAAGCAGUCCUGGCUCCAUCCAUAGGAAGCUGCAGCCCUCUGGGAAGUCGAGGCCGGUGCCUGUGUGA
Messenger RNA from Nycticebus coucang (slow loris), 2518 nucleotides. Its product is annotated as kinesin-like protein KIFC3. NCBI's taxonomy places the organism in Eukaryota, Metazoa, Chordata, Mammalia, Primates, Lorisidae. Gene Ontology annotation, molecular function: ATP binding; microtubule binding; microtubule motor activity. The record is from RefSeq and is a predicted model, not a curated record. Gene Ontology annotation, biological process: microtubule-based movement.